Macroventuria anomochaeta is the source of this 2499-nucleotide messenger RNA. RefSeq names its product glycoside hydrolase family 3 protein. Gene Ontology annotation, biological process: glucan catabolic process. Bases 136 to 2499 code for a protein of 787 amino acids. Gene Ontology annotation, molecular function: beta-glucosidase activity. Lineage: Eukaryota; Fungi; Ascomycota; Dothideomycetes; Pleosporales; Didymellaceae. The transcript is spliced from 2 exons. The record is from RefSeq and is a predicted model, not a curated record.
CCGCCACUCUAUCUUGGACCACAGUCCGGUUAAUUGAGAUCAUCUCUUCGUGCGAUGUUAUAGUAUAAAAGCUAUAAGAGUACUGUCGAUGUACCUUCGCGGACUUACCAGGACGUACCAGCCGACUUCUUCAAGAUGAAGUACUUCUCCCAUGAGGCGGCCUUGCUCAUUGGGUCAUUACUAUCCGCUUCCGCCAAUGCCCUUGACCUGGUUCGCAGACAGGCUGCAACGAAUGCCACAUACAAGGACCCCUCUGCGUCAAUUGAUGACCGAGUUGCAGAUCUGCUCUCGCGCAUGACCAUCGAAGAGAAGACUUCCCAGCUUAUUCAAGGUGAUAUUUCGAACUGGAUCAACACCACUACCAACGCAUUCAACGCUACCGGUAUUGCCUGGAACUUCGAGAAGCGUGGAGGCCAGUUUUAUGUUGGGUACCCGGUUGAGCAGCAAUGGAUCGCUGGCGGAGUCAAGAGGGCGCAGGAUUACAUUCUGCACAACACGACGCUUGGUAUCCCGGCUUUGGUUCAGACUGAGGGUAUCCACGGAUUGCUCGUAGGCAAUGCGACUGUCUUCAACAGCCCGAUCGCUCACGCGUGCUCAUGGGAUCCUGAGGCUAUUCAUGAUAUGGCUGUGAUCAUCGGUAAAGAAUCCCAGGCCCUUGGUAUCAACCAAAUCUUUGCACCAGUUGUUGAUCUGGCGCGUGAGCUCCGCUAUGGCAGAGUCGAAGAGACAUAUGGAGAGGACCACUACCUUGCUGGAGAGUUCGGCUACAAUUACGUCAAGGGUGUUCAAAGCCAGAAGGUUGCUGCCACCGUCAAGCACUUCGCUGGAUUCUCGGCGCCCGAACAGGGUAUAAACACCGGACCCGUGCAUGGUGGCGAGCGUGAGCUCCGAACCACGUGGUUGCCCUCUUUCAAGCGCUCCAUCAUUGAUGGUGGUGCGUUUAGUAUUAUGGGAGCUUACCACUCAUAUGAUGGCAUCCCCUCCAUUGCCGACUACCUCCUCCAAGAGACCAUUCUGCGCGAGGAGUGGGGCUACGAGUAUUUUAUCACCUCGGAUGCCGGCGCCACAGAUCGUCUCUGCUGCACGUUCAAGCUUUGCCAGUGCAAGACCGCAGACAAGCCAAUCGACAAAGAGGCUGUAACCUUGUACACUCUCCCCAACGGCAACGACGUCGAGAUGGGUGGCGGCUCGUACAACUUCGAGAUCAUUCCUCAACUCGUCGAAGCUGGCAAGCUCGACAUUGAUACCGUGGACCGAGCAGUUGCGCGCCAGCUUAGGGCAAAAUUCGCCAUGGGUCUGUUUGAGCAUCCAUAUAAUGCCCUGCCAGCGAACGAGACAAAGGCAGUCAUCCACACUAAGGAAAGUGUCGCAUUUGCACGCAAGCUGGACGCCGAGUCAAUUGUGCUUCUCGAAAACAAGAAUCAAACCCUUCCCUUGUCCAAGUCUGCCAACAUCGCUGUCAUUGGGCCCAUGGCCAAUUUCACCAACUUCGGUGACUACGUCGUGAAGGAGGCUGCAUUGAACCCUGCAAACGUCAAUCCUCUACAAGGUAUUCAAGAAGCGACUAACGGUACCGUUACCUUUGCACAAGGCUGUGAACGCUGGUCCUCCGACGAAUCCGGUUUCCCCGAAGCUGUCGCCGCAGCCGAAGCCGCAGACGUCGCCGUAGUCCUAGUCGGCACCUGGUCUCGCGAUCAAUUCGAGCUCUGGCAAGGCGUCAACGCCACAACCGGCGAGCACGUCGACGUCGCCUCGCUCAACCUCGUCGGCGCCAUGGGACCCCUUGUGCAAGCCAUCAUCUCCACCGGCAAGCCCACCAUCGUUGUCUACUCCUCCGGCAAGCCCAUCACCGAGCCCUGGAUCAGCGAAAACGCCGCUGCCCUCGUCCAGCAAUUCUACCCCGGCGAACAAGGCGGCCACGGUCUCGCUGACGUACUAUUCGGCGACGUGAACCCCUCCGGCAAGCUCUCCGUCUCCUUCCCCUACGACGUCGGCACCCUGCCCAUCUACUACGACUACCUCAACUCCGGGCGCUACACCGAAGCCGGCAAGGUCUGGCCGAACGGCACGCUUCAAUUCGGCCACCAAUACGUCCUCAACAACCCGCAACCGCUCUACGAAUUCGGCUACGGACUGUCCUACUCCAACUUCACGUACUCCAAUGUCUCGCUCUCCAAGACUGAGGUUUCUGCGACUGACAAGAUUACUGCGACAGUUAGUGUCACGAAUGAGGGCGAGUGGGAUGGUAAGGAGGUCGUGCAGGUUUAUGUGCAGGAUGUUAUUGCGAGUAUUGUUGUGCCGAAUAUUGAGCUCAAGGGAUUCAAGAAGGUGCUUGUGCCCGCAGGCGAGACGGUCGAUGUCAGUAUUGAUCUUGAUGUCUCGAAGUGGGGCCUGUGGAAUAGGACGAUGAAGUAUGUCGUGGAGAAGGGAGAUUUUGUGGUGCAUGUUGGUGCUAGUUCGAAGGAUUUGAGGGCUAACGGUACUGUCACGGUGGUUUGA